This is a messenger RNA of Schistocerca serialis cubense, 1377 nucleotides long. RefSeq names its product inversin-like. The record is from RefSeq and is a predicted model, not a curated record. The coding region runs from base 97 to 1293 and encodes 398 amino acids. NCBI's taxonomy places the organism in Eukaryota, Metazoa, Arthropoda, Insecta, Orthoptera, Acrididae. The transcript is spliced from 4 exons. Gene Ontology annotation, molecular function: ubiquitin protein ligase binding. Gene Ontology annotation, biological process: proteasome-mediated ubiquitin-dependent protein catabolic process; regulation of proteolysis. Gene Ontology annotation, cellular component: cytoplasm.
CGUUCGCGAGAAGUGUCAGACAGAGCGUGCCGCGCCGACUUCGGUCUACGCAACAGGGCAGGCGUGUGUUCCGAGUGUACAGCAGGACCAACGACCAUGGCAACUGGUAUCAAAGUCGAGGACUCGGUGACUGUGAACCUGGCCCCUCUUCUUGACGGAGGAGAUGGCUCUAUGGUGACACUGCUGGCGGGCGAUACGCGACUGGCAGCACACAGGGAGGUCCUGGCUGCCAGGAGCCCAGUGUUUGCCGCCAUGCUCCAGCACGACACCCCGGAGGCCAGCAGUGGCGAGAUCUCCAUCACAGACGUGGAGGGCCCAGUGCUGAGCCUCCUGCUGGCCUACAUGUACACUCUUCAGGCACCACAGGUGCCCAGCAUGGCCGCCCAGCUGUUGGCUGCUGCAGACAGGUACGGCUUGUUGGCCCUGAAGGGUGAGUGUGAGAAGCAGCUGGUCGCUCAGUUGGCUGUGGAGACCGCAGCGGCAACAGCGGUACUCGCCGUGAGGCACUCGUGCCGAAACCUCACGUCAGCGGCGGUCGCCUUCAUAAAGGCCAACUUAGGUGUGAUGGCCACGCAGGGCUGGGCAGACGCAAUGCGUAACGAGCCUCAAGAGUUGAUUGAAGUGAGUCGACUGCUGGCUGAGCCAUCAGAAGAAACCAAGGUGCCGACCACUGCAGAGGGCGGGCCCAACCCCGGGACUCACAAUCAGCCCCACAGCAACCACGGCCAGACUCCUGUCGCAGCUACACUACCGACACCUCCCCGCCAUGGUUCUCAGUUUGAUAAUGCUGCCAUCUCUCACAUGCAGGGCCUUUCUGAAGAAGAGAAGGGCAGGAGGCUGAUCCAGGCAGCUGAGCAGGGCUCAGUGGAUAAGCUUCGACUGCUGCUCAAAGCAGGUGCAGAUGUGGGGGCAGUGGAGGAGGGCAAUAGGACAGCCCUCCACUGUGCAGCAGAACGUGGCCACGUGGAGGCAGUGAGGUGCUUGAUCGAUGGUGGGGCAGAGGUUGAUGCCAGGACCAAAUGGCAGCACACGCCACUACACUUGGCUGCCAUAUGUGACCACACAGAUGUGGUGAUGCUGCUGGUGGCUUCCCAUGCUGACCUCAACACCAGAGACCAUGAAGGGAUGACGCCUCUGCACUGGGCGGUAGACCACAGUAACUCGGAGGUGGUGGCUGCUCUUUUUGAGGCAGGGGCUGACACUGAGGCCAGGGAUGAGCGUGGGGACACUGCCCUCGACUGUGCUACACGGGACAACCGACAGGAGCUCAUACAGAUACUGUCACAAAGGUAGCAGUCCAACGAACAUACGUGGCACGAAACAAAACGUUGCUAUACAUCUUUUCGGUUUCUGCAAACAAAGAAUUCCAAAUACUAA